CAGUUUUCUAAAGUGAGAAGUGCGAAGAGGAGAAAAUCUCGGAUCUUUCUGUCCUGAAUGUACUCAGCGGAGCACGUCGUGGGAUUCUGUCAGCCCACGUUCACUCACUGCAUCCUCCGUCAUCAAUUCAGCGUUCACGCCUCCUGCGCUCUUCUUGACGGCACACAGCUCUUCAGUGUCGGCCUGUGAUCCUCACGAUGAAGAACGAAUCGCCUCCCAGCGUCGCCUCUUCUCCAUUCGACGACCCCAAUGACGCUGACAUCACACUGCGCAGCGCCGAUGGCGUCGAUUUCCACGUCUACCGCGCCAUCCUCGGCGCUGCCUCCCCCAUCUUCAAGCAGAUGUGGACUCUCCCGCAAGCAACCAAAGACCACCCUCAGAUCGACGACGCCACCCUCGUAUCCGAGGACAGCACCACGCUGGACCGCCUGCUACGGUUCAUAUACCCCACACGUGACCCAGACUUGGAGUCGGACCUGCAGUCGGUGGGCGCGGUGCUCAAGGCUGCCGCCAAGUACGACAUUGAGUACCUCGAGGAGCGGCUCAGGAAGACGCUCUCGGCGUUCGAUGAUCCGCUGCGCGUGUACGCGAUCGCCACAAGCGCCCAUCUGGGAUACGAGCAGGAGGCAUUGCAGGCGGUCGUGGAAUGGUGCGAGUCCGAUGAGCUCUCAUUGAGCAGCUACGUGCCGGAGAUGGAUGACAUCUCCGCGGGUGUCUACUUUCGCGCUCUGCAGUUCUAUGCUAGACACCAGAACCGAGACAAGCGGGAUUGCAGUCUGCCGGGAAAGUAUACCUUUUGCUAUCCCGAACCCAGUUGCGCUCAUAGCCACCCUGAGAAGGAGCAGCUCGUCAUACCUUCUCCCUUCGAUCAACCAUCACCUCUGACGGACAUCAUCGUUCAUUCUUCUGAUGACCACCAUUUCUAUGCCAACAAGGCCAUUCUCACGUACGCAUCCAGUGUGCUCGCGGACAAGAUAGAGGAUGCGAUGAAGAGCGGUCCGAAGUCGGAGGACGAGAACUGCGCGCUCCACCUAAACCUGAGUGGCAGGACGCUGCUCCAUCUCCUGCAACUCUGCCACCCCGCCGGUGCUGCUCCCUCGCUGGACGACUGGGACGAGCUCACCACCGUCAUCGACGCCGCCGCUUCGUACAAGAUGACUCGCGCAUUGGAAUACGCGAAGAGCAAGUGGGCCGAGCGCAUCGCAGCCCGCCCGAUGCAGUCCUACCUUUUUGCGAUGCAGCGUGGGUGGACCGCGGAUGCGACCACUGCAGCUCGGUACGCGAUGCUCCUGUCGUCCGACGACUACAUCCCCGAGAUGGAGCGCGUCUCCGCCAGCGUCUAUCGCCGGUUCUUGGAAUAUCGCCAGAAGUGGCGGGAAGCGGUCGUCAAGGCUAGUCAUGUCAAAUUCAUGACCACACUAGGGACAGAAGAGCGGCGGUAUGGCUCGAUUUACUGGAGUGAUGAGGAUGUCCGGGAGUGGCUGGAGUAUCAGUGGCAUGCUGUGUCCUUGCUUUGUGGGGCGGGCCUCUUGUGCGCGGACACGGGCCGGACGCAGGGCGGAGAUGGUGUGCAGAAGAGGAUCGAGGGGUUGCUGUUCUCUGCCGGUCAUGCCUGGAUGGGCUCAAUGGCGAGCGGCGCUCCUCAGAAUAUGGAAAAUGUUAUGGUGAAGGUAUUCCAGAGGAUCCUGAAAGUGGCUUCUGAGAUCGAGCUGUAGCUCAAGGAGAUGUUGACGACAGAAUUGACCGAAGAGGCUUCGACGUCGUGAUGUGAAGAGGCAAGUGGUCUCGAGUAUCUAGCUUUCUUCCCAUUUUCCCUUUCGUGCGCCCCUUCUUCAUAUGUACUCUUACCUCCUUUCCCACUGUACAACAGAGACGUAGCGGAUCUGCAGACAUGACGAGUUCAUUUCCUGGUGUCGCAGUAAAACUUGACUAUGAUAGUGCUUACCUGAC
Laetiporus sulphureus 93-53 is the source of this 1950-nucleotide messenger RNA. RefSeq lists its product as uncharacterized. The transcript has 3 exons. NCBI's taxonomy places the organism in Eukaryota, Fungi, Basidiomycota, Agaricomycetes, Polyporales, Laetiporaceae. Gene Ontology annotation, molecular function: protein binding. The record is from RefSeq and is a predicted model, not a curated record. The coding region runs from base 198 to 1715 and encodes 505 amino acids.